Parastagonospora nodorum SN15 is the source of this 2151-nucleotide messenger RNA. RefSeq lists its product as hypothetical. Gene Ontology annotation, biological process: hydrogen peroxide catabolic process; response to hydrogen peroxide. NCBI's taxonomy places the organism in Eukaryota, Fungi, Ascomycota, Dothideomycetes, Pleosporales, Phaeosphaeriaceae. Gene Ontology annotation, cellular component: mitochondrion; cytoplasm; peroxisome. Gene Ontology annotation, molecular function: heme binding; catalase activity. The transcript has 7 exons. The record is from RefSeq and is a predicted model, not a curated record. Bases 1 to 2151 code for a protein of 716 amino acids.
AUGGAGAUCUCAACAACUUUGCCCCAGAAACUGAAAGCUGCCAUGUCUACAGGCGCCAACACCAAUCACAAUGACCCCAUGCAGCACCCGCUAGAGGCAAUCUCACAGAGCAUCCAGGGCGCCACCCAGGGUGAGGCUCGUGCUCCACGUAUAGCUCACAUGGGUAGUGCGAACGAAGGUCCUGCCGAUAUCAUCGCAAAGGUUUCUGGAGCUGUUCAAGGUGGGAAGCGUGAGGACGAUGGCCCGUACUUCACCAACAAUGAGGGCAUUCCCUAUCCCGACCCAGCACACAGCAAGAACAUCGGUGGUAUCCCAGUAGCGAGCGAUGUGUUCCUAUUCCAGAAGCAGCAGACUUUCAACCGAUCGAAGAACCUCGAGCGCAUGGUGCAUCCUUGUGGCUCUGGGGCUUUCGGAUAUUUCGAGACCACAAAGGACGUGUCGAACCUCACCAAAGCCAACUUCCUCGGCAGUGUCGGCGAGAAGACACCAAUCUUUGUCCGCUUCUCUACUGUCACCGUCGGUCGUGAGUAUCCUGACUUGGCUCGCAAUCCCCGUGGCUUUGCCAUCAAGUUCUACACCCAGGAGGGCAAUUAUGACAUUGUUGGCUUGAACUUUGGACCCGACGUUAUUCGCUCUCAAGCCCGCAACCCGCGCAACUUCCUCCCGGACUACGAUGCACUGUUCGACCUACUUGCAAACACCCCCGAAGGUAACCAUGCUGGUCUCAUGUUCUUCAGUGACCAUGGCACUCCGAAAGGAUGGCGUUACGAGCAUGGUUACGGCUGCCACACCUUCAAGUGGGUCAAUGCCGAGGGCAAAUUUGUGUACAUCAAGUACCACUUCAUUGCCAAACAUGGCCAGAAGCAGUUUACACAAGAAGAAGCUACACGCAUGUGCGGAGAAGACCCCGAUUACUCCAAGCGCGACCUCUGGGAAGCGAUUGAAAAGGGCGAGGAAAUUGAGUGGACUGCCAUGGUUCAGGUAAUGGAACCUCAAGAUGCUGACCCGGAGAAGCUUGGUUUCGACCCAUUCGAUGUGACCAAAGUCUGGCCACGAAGCCAGUUUCCCAUGCAUGAGUUUGGCCGUCUUGUGCUCAAUAAGAACCCUGAGAACUUUCACCGCGAUGUCGAGCAGGCAGCCUUCUCGCCCGGUAGCAUGGUCCCCGGCAUCGAAGACUCACCCGACCCACUCCUCCAGUUCCGCAUGUUCUUCUACCGCGACGCGCAAUACCAUCGCAUCGGUGUCAAUCUCCAUCAAGUGCCCGUAAACUGCCCGUUCAUGGCGAAGCAGUUUGCAACUCUCAACUUCGAUGGGCAGAUGCGUGUGGACGCCAAUCAUGCCGGUAACAAGCAGUAUGCGCCUAAUAGCUUCGCGCACAAGUUCCGACCGGACGUUGCUGAGGCGCCAUACGUAGUCAGCGAUAACGUGGUCAGUCGCAAGAGCCACUAUUACCACGAGGGCAAGAAAUCGGACUAUGCGCAAGCGACUGAACUGUGGAGUCGCGUCAUGACGGAGCAGCAGCGCAAGAACACGAUCAAGAACACGGGAAAUAUGCUCAAAUUUGUGGGAUAUCCCGAAAUUCAGGUCUACAAUGUUGGCACCGACUAUGCACAAGGCAUUUACGAUAUGCUCCCCAGUCCCGAAUUUCAAUUCGCUGAAGUCGAGAAGUUGGCAGAGACGGCGCAGGAGUGGUACAAAGAGAAGAAGUUCCAGCCAUCGACUGAGAAUAAGUUGAGGGGUGAUGCGCCUAUUGCACCUUGUACCACAAGCAUGUCUCCCAACCCAAUCAAAACCACAAUCUGGCUCUGGCCCUCUGGCCUCUACCCUCGGCGCAUCAUCUACUUCCUGCUCAUCAAGAAACUCACCCUCUCCACCCUCGCCGCGCACAACAUCCAUCUGAUUCCUAUCCACCUCUCCCCAACCGGCCUCAUCUCCGCAACCGGUCUCGAGUCCCGCCCCGCCGGUACCAGCGUACCGUUCAUGCGCCUCUCAUACGCCGACGGCACGCAUUUCCUGAUCCACGAAACGAGCUCCAUACUUGAAUACUUGCAGGAGAUUUUUCCUGGCGGACCGGAUAUCAGGGGCGAGACGGUGCAUCAGCGGGCGCGCAGUCGGGACGUGUUGAGUCUACUGGGUGAGGCGAUCGUGUGA